AUGGGUAUUUGUAAAUCAAAAUCAAAAAGUUCAAUUGAUGUUCAAUACUAAGGGUCUUUUGCCUAAAUCAUUAAUAAAGGAUCAGAAAAAAAUGAUAUUGAAGCCUUCAUUAGAGAAAAAACACAAUCUCAAGAUUUAUUCAAUCCGUACCGAAACCCAAUCCUUAACCGAAGGCUUAGAUAAACUCCAAAUUGA
This is a messenger RNA of Paramecium pentaurelia, 195 nucleotides long. NCBI's taxonomy places the organism in Eukaryota, Ciliophora, Oligohymenophorea, Peniculida, Parameciidae. The record is from the annotation of a GenBank genome assembly.